AUGACACUCGCGACUGUUCCGAAUCAUGAAACAAUAUUGAAUAAUGAUGAAUAUUUUUGUGGAAUUAUUGAACCAUUAAUGGAUUUAUCAUAUCAAUUUAGUGACAACGAAAUGGAAAAGUUGCCUUUACAGUUACAAUAUUACGAUAGAACACGAAUUUCGGAUUUUUCUUUGAUUAAUAAAUUGCUCGAUAUUAUUUAUAAAUUAAUAUCAACAGGAACUGGUCUUGAUUGUUUGUCAAGGAAAGGAAUUUAUGCAGUACUGCGUGAACUUGAUAAAUCAUUGAAUCAUUUAUCACAAAAAAAUAUUUUGUUUAAUGAAGGAAACUUCAAGGAAUAUGGAAGUAAAGAUGAUUGGCAAGAAGAAAGAAUUGGAAAUGAAAUUUGUAAACGAACAGUUCAGAAUGAGAAUAAAAUGAAAUUGAUUGAUGAAAAUUCAGAUUUAUUACAUUUAUUAAUUGGUAUUCUUAUAAAUAGUAGUGAAAAUAUAAAAUAA
Messenger RNA from Dracunculus medinensis (Guinea worm), 495 nucleotides. The record is from the annotation of a GenBank genome assembly. NCBI's taxonomy places the organism in Eukaryota, Metazoa, Nematoda, Chromadorea, Rhabditida, Dracunculidae.